Messenger RNA from Macadamia integrifolia, 2205 nucleotides. Its product is annotated as B3 domain-containing protein Os02g0598200-like. The transcript has 6 exons. The record is from RefSeq and is a predicted model, not a curated record. Bases 302 to 1834 code for a protein of 510 amino acids. Lineage: Eukaryota; Viridiplantae; Streptophyta; Magnoliopsida; Proteales; Proteaceae. Gene Ontology annotation, molecular function: DNA binding.
AAACCUAUAUCUGAAGAAGUUUCCUUAUCAAGACGAAUAUCAGCGUCAAUGGUACUGCCACUGCCACUGCCACUGCCACUGCAGUUCACCAUGCUUUCCUAUUGGCGGCGGCGAAGUAUCAGAGACUGUUAUCUCUGGUUUCUGAAAAAGGCGAAAGAGAGAGUGAUGAUACUGCCUUGUGGUUGUGGUUCUUCUCCUCUUGUUUCCAACUUUUUAAGAGAGAGAAUCAAACUAGUAGAGGUGUUUCCGGUAAGGAUUUUGAGGAAGAAGGUCUGGUGUUGCAGAGUUGAGAGGAAAGAAAAUGGGUUACAAGUGUUGUACAGAAUGUAGUCAAAAAUGCUUGUUGAUUCAUGGCAAGAGAGACCCUUCUCCCAUUGCUGUUUCUUUCUUCAAAGUCUUGGUCGAUGAUCGCUUCACUAAAUUUCUGUUCAUACCUCCAAAAUUUGCCUGCUCUGUAUGCUCCAUGCUUGGUGAAAAAGCUUAUCUGGAAGAUUCAAAUGGACGACGUUGGAGUGUCAGAUUAUCGACAAUCGAUGGCUCCUUGGCUUUUCGACAAGGGUGGGAUGAAUUUGCAUCGGAUCAUUUUCUGAAAAUUGGACAAUUUUUAAUAUUCACAUACAUUAUUGGAUCACAUUUUGUGGUUCAAAUAUAUGAUGAAAGUGGCUGUGAGAAAUUGAAUUUCCCUCUGAAACUGCACAGUGGUGGUGGAAAAAAGGCUAAUCCUAAGCUUUCCUCCGAUCAUUUGCCUUCAGAUAGCGAAACCUAUGUUCCUAAGGAGGCCCCUUCUUUCUUGAUUGAUAGAGGUUCUAGGAAUGAGCAGGGUUCAAACUCAACAUCUCCUUCUGCAUCUAAUAUUGAAAUAAUUAACAGUGCUUUCAAAGAUGCUCAGAAGACAGAGAUGGCUGGUAAAAAGGCUUCUCUUUGUCAUAUUACUCAAGAGAGGCCUAAAUCUCAGCCGGCGGUAGACCAUGAAGAAGUUCCAUUCUACAUAAUUGAUAGAGAUAACAUGACUGAACAAGGAGAAACCAGGACCUCCCAUUUUGACCUGUCAAGCUUUGAAAUGUUCAGAGACAAAUCUGGGGCUGGUCAAAUGGAGGAAGCAUCAGUGGCCAUUGGGAAAAAACAUUCUCCCUAUCAUGAAAAGGAGAAGAGGAACCCUGAUAUGCCCAAUAUUGUCUGUGAACUUGGUGCAAGACACAACACCAUUAAUUUGGGAAGCAGGUCAGCAGUAAAACCAAAAAUGGAAGAAAUUCCCCUUGUUGGAAGCAGUGGAAGUGUUCCGCAGAUUGUGACUAAAAUGUCUGCGUGCUUUGAUGUUCCAGUUGUCUUGGAAAUGGAAAAAGUGUGCUUGACAGGGAAGAAGGUCAGGGUGAUUAAAGAAGAAUUUGAGGAGAAGGUUAAUCUUAGUACAAAAGACAAGGAAAAAGCUUACAAACCUGUGAAAAUAGAACCAAAGGAUUCAGAUGAUCUCUCAGCACCCAAUCUGAUCAAGUUUUGCUAUUCAGUGACGGCAGUUACACAGUCUUGGCUUGAGUUGCCAACAGUUUCAAGAAAGGGGAAGCCAAAAAUGGAAAGGAAAAUAGUACUUCUACGUGAUUCAGCCGGAAGAGUGUGGCCAGUCCUCUAUCAAGAAAGAUGUGAGUUCAGAGGCUUAACCAGUGGGUGGAAAGCUUUCGCCAAGGCAAACAACAUUCAACCAGGAGAUGUAUGCUUGUUUGGAGUUGAAAAUCAAUCAGAAGGUCUGCUCCGGGUUAAUAUUGUUAGGAAUGAACAGUUGCUGCCGACACUCAAAGGACUGUUGGCGCCGAAAGUUGGAGUUGCUGUCAACAAAUGAUUUGGAAUCUUUGAUAUGGCUAUUGCUGACAGUUGAUUUGGAAUCUUCAAUGAUCUUACCACGGCAUUCCACGUGUCAAAGACACUGUUCUCCGUAUUGGGUUGUCCAGCAGGGAAGGUUCGCAUCAGGUCUGGUUAAAACUUUGGUUAAAAAAGUGUCUUUGUACCAUUUGAAAUCAUGUAAUCUUUUACAUCUAAGGUUUGAUAAUUGUUCAGCUGUUCUAUCUUUGAGACGAGAAGGGUUUCCUAAAAAGUAAUUUGCAAUGCUGAAAAUAAGGGUAUUAACAGCAUCCUCAAUAGGAAUACCUUCACCAUCAAGAAGGGGAACACCUUCAGGUGUGAUUUGAACAGCCAUUAAAAUUUCUGUUUUUU